GCGGGAAGGCGGAGUUGGAUUCUCGAAGAAGAAGCUGUAGUUUCGAUUUCGUCUGUGACAAACUGAGUUCGUACCUGAGUAGUUUAUGCUAACUGAAAUGUAGCUAUCAAUUUUAAUAUUUAGUGUAGUUUAGUGUAUUUAGUGUAGUCGUGUUGUUAUGGUGCCGGUUUAACGUGUUUAACUUAGGAAUAUGCCGCACGCGCUUCAAGAGUUGGGAUUGUUUCUCCUGUUCCUGAGUUUUUCUCCCAGCCUUUUUGACCAAAUUUACAUGGCUAUAGGUGGAGAUGCUGUCCUCAGACCACCCCCCAUGGAUCUUCCUAUCAAAAACAUAGAGUGGAAAUACAAUGAGGAUAUUGCAGCAGAUUGGCAUGGAAACGAGUUUGAGUGUUUUGGCCAGUUUAAAGGUCGUUGUGAGGUGAACACUGAUACUGGAGAACUGACCAUCAAAGAACUUAACCUGAACGACAGUGGCAUCUACACACCAGAGAUUAACUACAAAGUCUCCAGCAAGACUCAGCUCUCUGUUAUCUCUCGUGUAGCUAAACCCUCUGUAGAAACAUCCUGCAACACUGAGAUGACCAACUGUGAUGUGACCUGUGAAGGCAACACUGCAGAGGCUGAACCAAUCACUUAUACGUGGUUUAUAGAUGGCGAGCAUGGACCUUCAAAUGAGGAGUUGAUUAUAACAAAGGAUUCAAAGGAGUACAGUUUCAGAUGUUUGAUGAUGAACCCAGUCAGCAAUGAAACCAGUGAAAGCAUCACAAACCCCAUCAUUAAACAAGAACAGGAGCGGCUGAUAUCCAUCCUUGUACCAGUAGUAGUAGUGAUUGUUUUGGUACUCAUUGGGGUUGCUGUAUUUUUCAUCAGGGAAAGAAGGCGAAGAGCACAAUACAAGAAGUGGCAAAGAGAAAUAGACGAAAAGUGGCGAAGACACCGAGAUGGGCCUGAACAUGAGAUGGAUCCACUUAAUCAAUCUCCUGAUGGUGAAGGACAAACUGAUACUACCCAACAUCUCAGCAAUGGAGCUGAGACUGAGUCAGUGACUCCAGAAACUUCCAACCAGAGCCUGGCAGAAGCUGCAGCCUCUAACACUGACCAGGAAACUGAGUUCACAUCUGUAGAGGUUCCUGACCAGCAGACCUCUGGACCUCCAGAUACCAACAAGGACUCUGAGAAAUCUGCACUGAUGCCAGACAAGAAACCAGAAACCAACAGUGAGCCAUCAGCUGAUGAACAGAGAGCAGAUGACCGAGGAGAUGUUUACUAAACGUGGGUGUUCACUUCUUUCCUGAUUUGUAAAACUUCAAAUCACAUUGGUAGAGACUUCUGUUACAGACUCUGCUCAGUCUGAAGAUGUUACACUAACUAUGGGACAAAGUUUUUCUACUCCUAAGCAACUGUCUUAUAUUCUUUCAGGGUUUAGAUUAUAUAUUUUUAUAGACAAAAAUCUGUGCUGCCAUUUCUGAUGCCAAAACUUUAAGUUCUUAUUUUUGUGAAAUUUACAAUGAUAGUGAUUAUGUAGCCAUUAUGGUGCUACAAAUCUUGAGAUUCCAGCCAAACCAAAGUAAAGAGACUAUUUUUGCAUGUUAAGAUUUCCUUUGAGUCUCCCAGUCGUGACCAAACACAAACUUUUUUUUAACUUAGCAAAAAUAUAACAUAUCACACAGCAUUUACCUCCAAUAAUUUCCCUUUAAAUUUUCUAUCUUCCAGAGUGUGUCCUUACAUUUUUUAUGAAAACAAAUAUUUCUGAGAUGAUAGGGCCUUUUUAUUAUUUUGUACUGAGAACAAUUUACCUGCUUAAUGCUAAAGAGAAGAAACAAAAAAGAACUUUGCUCUGCUUUAAAGGAAGCUAUAUGUAGAUGUAGAUUUUGUAAAAUAAAUAAAUAAAUGUACUGAAAUGAUCACAAAAGCAUCAUAAUUGGGGAAAAAAUCAUGUUACUUGUCAAUCAAGCUUAAAAAACAAGCUUGUGCCCUUUAAAAGGUGUACUUUAAAUCCUCUGCUGUAGUUCCUCUUGUUGCCUCUGGGGGGCCUCAUACAGCUGCUGUGUUCAAUCAGAAAAUGAACUCUACUGGAGGAUGAAUGUUUCUGAUGUUUUAUCAUUAAAUCAUAUUAGUGUGAAUUUAAUCAGUUUAAGUGCAAUUUCAGAAAAUAAUUUAAAAUAGAACAAAUGAUAAAGAACAGAUGAAGAAGAGGAUUAUUAAAUAUUUUAGCAUCAAUAGAAUAUCUAUGAAUGAUGUGUCAUUGUUCCUGGAAGUCUGUAAUAAGAUUCAGUGAUGAAUCAUUGAUAUUUCAAGUUUUUAUAGACUUUGUUUUAACUUGCUUUUAUUUUCAAUUGCAAUGUUGUUUUUUAUUUUACAUUUUUACAAGUCAGUGUGCUGUACAUGCAUUAGUUUGUCGGAUAUUUACUUGUUUGUAAAAAUUGUACGCUCAUUCAAACUUCCUGUCUCCCAAAUCCAAACUGCACACUAUUUCUAUACAGUAUUUACUAAAUAUUCAUCUGAACAGCAUGAAGCUCUAAAAAUUAAGCAGUAAAACACAAGUAGACACUUCAAAACCAACACUGGAAAUGCUAGACGUCCAAGUUGAAAAAUGAUCAACCUGAUUAAUUGAAGAAUUCAUUGAUGUUUGCUUUCAGAUCUUUCUGGAGCUUUUUCAGCUCCUGCAUCAUCUAUAAAACAACUGAAUAUGAAAUAAUAUGAAUGUUAUGAAGAUGAAUGUCAUAUAUGGAUGUGCAACUCAACGAUACAUAGAAAUGAUUACUCUGGUACUCCAUACACUUGUUUUUCUGCAGUGUUGUGAGACACACAAUUCACCCACAUAGAAGUGACUCCAAAAUAGUCUGCCAUGGAUUUGAGACUCAUGAGAGUUGUGACCUAAAUGUAUAAAACAUCUCAUUAGUUCAUGUAAAUCUAUGAAUCAUUUCUAAACAUGGACAGAAGACUGAAUCCAGAAGCACAGAGAGUGAGUGUGUAGGUUCAGGUAGUCACUGAGAUUAUAACAGCACAGAAGUGACACUGAUGUACUGUGAAUCCUCUGCCAUACAGUAUGUUCACUCUAGUCAAUGUUGGAAAUAACUGAGUCCAAUCAUUAUUUCUUACAAAGAGACUUUUAUUGUGAUGUAUGAAAUCCUAAACAGCUGGAUGUUUUAUAUGUAAAAUUAAAGUAAAAUGUAUUAAACAAAGAAAUCACAAGAGAAAAGGUGUCUUAUUUUUUGCAAUUAUUUCAUUAUUUGGUUUCUGAAAUGUUAAAACUUUUAUAGUUUGAGGACUUUGUUUUGCAGAGAUGUAAAAGUGUAUUUCUGCCUCUGACCCAGCCCUUG
Molecule: messenger RNA, 3320 nt
Organism: Cheilinus undulatus (humphead wrasse)
Lineage: Eukaryota; Metazoa; Chordata; Actinopteri; Labriformes; Labridae
Exons: 14
Coding region: 191-1267 (358 amino acids)
Source: RefSeq, a predicted model, not a curated record